Messenger RNA from Staurois parvus, 354 nucleotides. Lineage: Eukaryota; Metazoa; Chordata; Amphibia; Anura; Ranidae. The record is from the annotation of a GenBank genome assembly.
ACUGACUGGCAUCACUGCUGGGCACUGACUGGCGGCACUGACUGGCACAACCGCUGGGCACUGACUGGUGGCACUGACUGGCAGCACUGCUGGGCUGCACUGGUGGGUGGCACUGGUGGGCAGCACUGGUGGGUGGGCACAGGUGGGUGGCACUGGUGGGCACAGGUGAGUGGCACUGGUGGGCACAGGUGGGUGGGCACAGUUAGGUGGCACUGCUGGGCACAGGUGGGUGCACUGCUGGGCACAGGUGGGUGCACUGCUGGGCACAGGUGGGUGAUCUGCUGGGCACAGGUGGGCGGAGUUAGUGGGCGCACUGCUGGGCGGAACUUGCGGGUGGCACUGCUGAGCACCGAU